AGUCCAUGUGCAAGACCAUGUCAGAAAUGUGAACAGAACAAGAUAAAUUCUUUAUAUUUUACUAACUAAAGGGGGUUUUGUGGUGUCCAGAAAUGCCUAUACUAACAGGAACAAGUCCUACAAACCCUAAUGCUUUGACAGAAGCGCUAGAAAAUGCCUCAAAAGAAGUUAGUCGACAACUACAGGCCGACAGGCAGUACCCUGACCUCUCAAGUCAGUUGAGAGUUUCAUCUCAAAGUUCUGUGUCCUUUAGUGGUGUCAAUGAUUAUGAUUAUCCAUCGUUAUCAUCACCAUCAGUUGGCCUGUCUGGAAUGGAACUUAUCAGCACAAUUAAGCAUGUUCCACUUCCUACUGAACUUGUAGAGCAGUUUGAACACAUGCAGUGCAAUUGUAUGAUGGGAUUGUUUCCUGAGAUUCGACGAGCAUGGCUGACUAUUGAUAGUGAUAUCUUUGUUUGGAACUAUGAAGACGGAAGUGACUUGGCAUACUUUGAUGGACUGAGUGAAACUAUCUUGUGUGCAGGACUUGCAAAGCCUAAACCAGAAAUAUUAGCUGAUUCUGUGAAGUAUAUUUUAUGUCUUUCAACACCAGUGGAUAUUGUUCUUCUUGCUGUAACAUUUACAUCCAGAAAUAAAGGAAAUUUAAUAGAGGAUGGCUUUGCUGAAAUGCAUCUCCAGCCUGACCCACUGUUCACCAUUCCAUCCGACAAUGUUUACAUGACAUGCAUCAGUGGCACAUUCAAUGGAAGGAUUUUUAUGGGUGGAAAAGAUGGCUGCUUGUAUGAGAUUGCUUAUCAGGCAAAAGACAGCUGGUUUCAAAGAAAGUGCCGUAAAAUCAAUCACUCUUCAAGUACACUGUCGUAUCUUGUGCCAAAUUUUCUCAAUGUUUCUAGUGAAGAUCCUCUUUGCCAACUUGCUGUGGAUAAUACAAGAAAUAUUCUGUAUACAAGAUCAGAGAGAGGGACAAUACAAGUGUAUGAUUUGGGACAAAGUGGUUUUGAUACUUCCUAUAUUGCAAGUAUGAAUCAAGACAGCAUUGCACACAAAGCUGCUGCUGCAACAAGGACGUCUGAUUACAAUAACUUCAAGCCGAUAAUCCAUAUUGCACCUGUAUCAAGAAGUGAGUCAGAUCACAUUCAUUUAGUAGCUGUAACACACUCAGGUGUGCGGCUGUAUUUCUGUACAAUACCAUUCAACAAUACRCUGGAAAGACCCAGCAAACUCACACUGGUUCAUGUACGCAUGCCACCUGGUUUUGCACCCUCUGCUACGUCAUCAAGACCUACCAAUGUACAUGCAGCAUUUUAUAGACAAGGAAUUAGUUUGCUAACAGCAUCUCACACUGAAGAAACAGAUGUGCUUUGGGUAUCCAGUGCUGAUCCAUUUCCAUUCCAGACUCCUCUCAAAGAAAUGCAGGUAACUGUACCUCUUGAUGGUCAUACAUGGGCUGUAAGUGAGGUGCCUGAUUUUGCUGCAAACCUGGUCAGUCCUUGUCCUGUCUUGUUUGAGAAAUGGCCUGAACCACCAGUGGUAGUAAAACAACAUGCAUUGCCACAGAGGUCUUUUGUAGUACUCAGCGCUCAGGGAAGUUACUUGAUGUCAAGUUAUCGACCUGUCGAACAACUCCACCAACUGCUUGCUUACUCACAAGGCUUUGACUCUGAAGCUGUUCAGUCUUUUUUCAAACUCCAUAAGGAAGAUCAAGCUUGUGCAAUUUGUUUAGUGUUGGCUUGUUCAAGCCAGUCUACCGAUCAACAGGUGUCAGAGUGGGCAACACAAGCAUUCUUUAAGUAUGGUGGAGAAAUGCACCACAGACCAAGCAGCGCUMCUGAUAGUGGUGUAGCUGUACAUGGAUCAGCUGUAGAGCCAUCCUUCCUGGACACCACUGUACCUGGUGGAACUCAUGGGGGUAGUUACUUGGCAACACCACAGCCUAUGCCAACAAGUUUUCAGAAUCAGCAGUUAAUUCAAAGCUACACAACAUCAACACCCCAAACUGCUGUACAAGGAGGAAUGACAGGACGGGCUGUAUUCCAUCCAGACUUUACCAAGUCAGCUAAACACGAAGGACUAUGUCUUUACAUUGCUAGAAUACUAGGAACACUAUGGGAUGGAAGAGUGGUUUACGAAGAUUUUUUAGUUCAACCAACUCCAGGAAAUACAAAGCCACCAUUGAUAUUCAGAAGUCGUUUCACAUGUGAACAACUAUCAUGGUUCCUGGAAAAGAUGAAAGAACUACAGCAAUGGAUGGACAAAAACCUGCAGUUUCCAGCACCUCACAUUGACAGCAGUUUCAUCAAUGUGUCCAUUAUGGCUGACCARUCUGCUUUCCAGAAAUCACAUCAAGCAGAGAGAAAAGCUUUGAAUAACCUAAAGAAGCUGGUUGAUUUGUGCUGUGAAGCAAUUGGGUUGUGGCAGUUACUAUGUGAACAUGACUUUGUUGAUAUCACUUCUCGUAUGGAUACAACUGCAAGRGAGAAACUWCGRCAYAUGAAAUUCAGGGARUUUAUUUCUAGACCUGAGGUCUGUAACUCUCUAAUAUCGUCAUUAAUGAACUGUUAUGUGGAGGAUAGCAGUUCUACAGAUGCCAUCAGUGAGAGAUUAAGAGAUGUGUGUCCUAGCCUGUAUAGUGACUCUGAUGCUGUCUGUACAAAGGCUGGWGAACUUUUAACACUUGCUAAGAAAACUGUCAAUAAAAGUGACCAAUCAAGGCUUCUCAAAGAUGCYCUACAGUGUUAUCGUCAAGUCACUCAUCAAGUCAACCUGGAACUUAUCUGCUCAAUAUUUGAGUCUGUUCAUUUCUACGAGGGUGUGAUUGAUUUAGCUCUCUAUGCUGCCCUWAAGACAGAUCCACAGGGUCUUGCUUUACAUUUCUACAAAAAUGGUGAAACACAUGGUGAUGUUCAAGGACAAGAUGCCAUGAUUGCAAGGAAAUGUUGCUACAARUGUAUAACAGACUGUCUGCAAAGAUUACUAACAGCCAGACAGUCUCAACACCAGUCUCCUGGAUUACCSUCCCGGCCAGGCCCUCCACCAGUACCAGACCCCAAUGCACUGACACCAGAAGCAGCUGAACAAUAUAUGGACCACACCCUUUCACUGGCACUGGCRUCAAAUGAUGAAUUAUGGCACCUUUGUCUGUAUCAAUGGCUGAUUGACAACAACUUGAUGGAAAAACUUCUUGAGGUCAAGUCUUCAUAUUUAGAAACUUAUUUAAAGCAGUCUGCAGCAAAYCAACAUCCCAAUGACCAGAAGAUGUUAGAUCUACUGUGGAGAUAUUACGAGAAGACAAAGAACCACUAUGGCGCUGCCAGGAUUCUCUCAAAACUCGCUGAGAAAGAAGGUCAGGGUAUUAACCUUGAACAGCGUCUCGAGUACUUAUCACGAGCCAUCAUGAGUGCAAAGAGCAGCAAUCUGAGAACAAGCUCAAGCUCUGAGGGAGAAUUCCUACAUGAACUUGAAGAAAAGCUAGAGGUUGCCCGAAUUCAGAUUCAAGUUUAUCAAGCUCUUGUACGAAUGAACACAAGUCGACAAUCAAGAAACAUCAAUGAUGCUUUGACUAUGCUUAACGACAGACUUAUGGAUGUUACUACGUUAUAUGGAGAGUUUGCGGAUGUGUUCAUGCUGGCCGAGUGCAAACUGGCUAUCGUCCACUGCGCAGGUCAUUACGACCCWACGCUUAUUGAAACACUUUGGAAAGAGAUAUUAGAUAAAGAAUUGCGCGACUCCGCUCAUUGUCCAUCGAGUGAUCGCGUGACACUUCUAAGCAAAAAGAUUGUCACAUUAGGCAAGACCUAUGUCCAUUCUGAACGAUACUUUCCUCUCGGUUCGAUAAUCUUGAUGUUAGAGAAAAAAAGCGCCGAGUUAAACCUGGAUCCAGCCUGGGUCUUCCAAACCAUGCUGGAGAUUGGUAUCCCGUUACCAGUCCUUCACGGCGUUUAUGAUCGUUUAUUUAAGGCCAAGGAUCCAUGUUGGCAGGCUAUGGAUAAGCCAUUGCAUAUACUCGACGUGAUUUAUCAUCUUCUGACACGUUUCGUAGGUACACCGUCGUUAAUACCGCCGUAUGAUAGACCUGCCUUCACGACAACCUUGCAUGACGCAUGUGCAACCUACCUCAUAGAACUCCAGUCCAUUUGUUCACGUGACCGCAGCGUGCAAGACAUUCUGGGAAGGUUCAAAGCCCUUCAAUCACGUCUAAAGCGAAUGCUAUAGACCGCAUGAAGCUUCCUUUGAUUGACGCUGUCARUCAUCCUUGAUUGUCAUUUGAACUMGACAUCUGUACAGAAAGUUUCUUUCGACUUCAUCUCGAGAGGAUUAUAGUUCCGAUAUCAAGGGACUUGUCCACCAUCGCYWCCCCACCCCACCCCACUGAGYAGCGUCUUGUURUCUAUUUGAAAGRUGAUGGUAUAAAAAUCCUUUYCCCAYUCCAGUAAURAUGCUA
Exaiptasia diaphana is the source of this 4440-nucleotide messenger RNA. RefSeq names its product nuclear pore complex protein Nup155. Gene Ontology annotation, cellular component: nuclear pore; nuclear pore inner ring. Gene Ontology annotation, biological process: transcription-dependent tethering of RNA polymerase II gene DNA at nuclear periphery; protein import into nucleus; RNA export from nucleus. Bases 93 to 4211 code for a protein of 1372 amino acids. The record is from RefSeq and is a predicted model, not a curated record. Lineage: Eukaryota; Metazoa; Cnidaria; Anthozoa; Actiniaria; Aiptasiidae. The transcript has 35 exons. Gene Ontology annotation, molecular function: protein binding; structural constituent of nuclear pore.